AUGGAUGUCAUAAGGUGAAUGCACCAAUUUGUAAGUCGCUCUGGAUAAGAGCGUCUGCUAAAUGACUUAAAUGUAAUGUAAAUGUAAUGCACUCUGAAGAAGGUUCUCAUCAAGGAUUUGCCUGUAUUUGGGUCCAUUUAUUGUUCCCUCUAUCCUUACCAGUCUCGGAGUCCCUGCCACUGAAAAGCAUCCCCAUAGCAUGAUGCUGCCACCACCAUGCUUCACGGUAGGGAUGAUGUUAGACAGGUGAUGAGCUGUGCCUGUUUUUUUUUUCAGACACAGCGUUUUGCAUUCAGGUCAAAUAGUAACAUUUUUGUCUCAUCAAUCUUUUGCCUUAUGCUCUGUAUUUCACCUGCCUUUUUGCAAACUCCAGGCGUGUUUUUCUCAGGAGUGGCUUCCAUCUGGCCACCCUCCCAUAAAGCCCAGAUUGGUGAAGUACUGUAGAGACUGUUUUCCUUCUGGCAUGUUCUCCCAUCUCAGCCAAGGAACUCUGUAGUUAUGUCAGAUAUAGACAUCAUAAUUCUAUCUCGGCGGAUGGUUCCUUGGACUUCAUGGUGUAGUUUCUGCUCUGACAUGCACCGUCAACUGUGGGACCUUAUAUAGACAGGUCUAGAUCAAGUCCAGACAAUUGAAUUGGCCACAGGUGGACUCCAAUCAAGUUGUAGUGACAUCUCAAGGAUGAUCAAAAGAAAUUGGAUGCACCUGAGCUCAAUUUGGACUGUCAUAGCAAAGGGGUACUGUACACUGAAGGUUAAAGAUGUGCUGAGGGAAUUUGAUGCAGAUGGCAGGCUGGCCCAGCACAGACAUGGAGAGUGUAUCAAUGAGGAGGGCUUCCGUCUCUUCCUGAAGACCUAUCUGGAGGUGGAGGACUUCCCUAAGGAUCUCUGCCAGCGCCUCUUUCGAUCCUUCCAGAGCGGAACUGAACCUGACGGGCAGGACAAUGCUAAAGAGGUAUUUUUGAAGGACGUUUCGUGUUACUUCUCCCUGUUGGAGGAUGGCCAGCCCAGAGACAAGCUGGAGUUUGCUUUCAAACUGUACGACAGAGAUGGCAAUGGCGUCCUUGACAGCUCCGAGGUGGACCGGAUCAUUGCUCAGAUGAUGCACGCUGCAGAUUACCUUGGUUGGGAUGUGUCUGAGCUGAGACCAGUGCUAAAGGACAUGAUGACGGCCAUCGACGCAGACAGCAGUGGCACGGUCUCUCUGGAUGAGUGGGUGGAGGGAGGAAUGAACAACGUCCCCCUGCUGGUGUUACUGGGUCUGAAGAUGACUCAGAAGGAUGGGCAGCACCUAUGGAGGAUGAAGCAUUUCAACAAGCCUGUCUACUGCAACGUUUGUCAGAGCAUGCUGCUAGGACUAAGGAAACAGGGGCUUUGCUGCACCUGCUGUAAAUACACAGUCCAUGGACGGUGUGCCAACAUAAACCCAGCUCCCUGUACCAGGACCUAUGUCAAAUCUAAGAAAGACACAGGGGUUCCAACCCAUGACUGGGUCAGUGGGAACUGUGACUCUGGGAAGUGUGACAAGUGUCAGAAGAAGAUCAAGAGUUAUCACGGGCUGACGGGAAAACACUGUGUCUGGUGUCACUCCAUGCGCCAUGAUGACUGUGCCUCCCAGGAGCCCUCCGACUGUAACUGUGGACCUCUCAGAGACCAUAUCCUCCCCCCCUGGGCUAUCUACCCUGUUAUAAAGGAGAGGUCAAACAGCAUAAAGAACGGCUCCUCAAGCUCAGCCGACGACAGUGACCACAACACCACUCCUGAUGGACAGGUGCUUCAGAUUAAUCCGGUACCAGACACUCAUCCUCUUCUAGUGUUUGUGAACCCUAAAAGUGGAGGCAAGCAGGGAGAAAGAGUUCUGCGCAAAUUUCAGUAUUUGCUGAAUCCACGGCAGGUGUACAACCUCUCCAAUGGUGGACCUGGACCGGGGUUGUGCUUCUUCAGAUCUCUGAAGGAUUACAGGAUAUUGGUUUGCGGAGGGGACGGCACUGUGGGCUGGAUACUUGAUGCCAUAGACAAAGCCAAUCUUCAAGUGCGGCCACCUGUGGCUGUGUUACCCCUGGGCACAGGAAAUGACCUUGCACGUUGUCUUAGAUGGGGAGGAGGUUAUGAUGGGACAGAUCUGUGUCGUAUCCUGAAGGAGAUUGAGGUCAGCACCCCGGUGCUGAUGGACCGCUGGAAUGUAGAGGUGAUCCUAGAGGACCCCCAGGAGACAGGAGACCCUGUGCCUUAUGAGAUCAUCAACAACUACUUCUCCAUCGGCGUGGACGCCUCUAUUGCCCACCGUUUUCAUACGAUGAGAGAGAAACACCCCCAGAAAUUCAACAGCAGAAUGAAGAACAAGUUGUGGUACUUUGAGUUUGCCACCUCAGAGACCAUCUCUGCUUCGUGCAAGAAACUGAAUGAAUGUCUUACAAUUGAGUGCUGCGGCACCCCAUUAGACCUGAGUGGCCGUUCUAUGGAGGGGAUCGCUGUCCUCAACAUUCCCAGCAUGCACGGUGGAUCCAACCUGUGGGGAGAAGCCAAGAAGAGUGAAUGCAAGUGCUUGAUGAAUCCUCAGGAAAUGCCUGUGGUUAUUGUUGACCCUGAAGUCUUGAAAGUCAGUGGACAAGACGUCAGUGACCGGCGUUUGGAGGUGGUUGGCCUCGAAGGGGCCAUGGAGAUGGGACAGAUAUAUACAGGACUUAAGAGCGCUAUACGACUAGCAAAAACCUCCCAGAUCACAAUCAGGACGAAGAAACCUUUACCGAUGCAGAUAGACGGAGAGCCCUGGAUGCAGCCACCCUGUACGAUUCACAUCACACACAAGAACCAGGCCAGUAUGCUGAUGGCUCCCCAGGGCCGGUCCAGCUUCUUCAGCUCAAAGUAGUAGCCUGCUCCUCUGGCUUCAAGCUGUAACAUGGCUGGCCUGUAUACACUUGCUUAUUAUUGUACAUUUUGUUAAAGGCCCAGUGCAGUCAAAUGUGAUUUUCCUGUGUUUUAUAUAUAUUUCCUCUCUGAGGUUAGAGUAAUAUUGUGCAAAUUAUUAUAAUGUCCUUUUAGUGCAAGAGCUGUUUGAAGAGACUGCCUAACAUUUCUGCCUGUUUUGCUGUGAAGGAGUUUUGGCCAUGGUAGUAAGUUAGCAAAUAGACUGAUAAGAAAUAGUUCCAAACCUGUCUGUCAGUGUCAACAGAUUUGGUAAAGAGGUCAAUGGAAGUUGACCAAAAACAAGGAAAAUGCCAUGGAAACGCGGUGGGGUGGAGAUCCUGAAAAUUUGCCCACAUUUGCAUUUAUGCUAUUGUUUGUGUAUUUCACACUAUGUUGAGGUAGAAAUAGGAGUAUAAUGCUUGUAUGGAUGUCAACCACAAUACAUGUUAAAUCAAAUCAUCUUCACCAAUCAAGUCAUCAAUCAACGUCAAUAUAGUUGAAAACAACUUUGAUUACCACCACUGAUUUCUGUGUGCUUCCAUCUUAUACCAACCGGAGUUAGCAUUUAGCAGUCACUUCUUCUAAACCUGAAAGGGGACAACUUAUUGAUGUUAUGCAGCUAAAACAGCCAAACAUGUCCAAAUCAGACUUCAGUAACUUCAGUUGUGGGUCGGGCUGAGCGAGUUCCAUGCUUCCUCUGAAAUGCGUUCUCUGAAGUGAUGAAUCACACUUCACCAUCUGGCAGUCCGACGGACUAAUCUGGGUUUGGCAGAUGCCAGGAGAACUCUAGCUGCCCGAAUGCAUAGUGCUAACUGUAAAGUUUGGUGGAGGAGGAAUAAUGGUAUGGGGCUGUUUUUCAUGGUUCGUGCUAGGCCCCUUAGUUCCAGUGAAGGGAAAUCUUAAUACUACAGCAUACAAUGACAUUCUAGACGACUCUGUGCUUCAAACUUUUUGGCAACAGUUUGGGAAAAUCCUUUUCCUGUUUCAGCAUGACAAUGCCUCUGUGCACUAAAGAGAUGUCCAUACAGAAAUGGUUUGUUGAGAUCGGUGUGGAAGAACUUCACUGGCCUGCACAGAGAGGCCUUACCUCAACCCCAACGAACACCUUUGGAAUGAAUUGGAAUGUCGACUGCGAGCCAGGCUUAAUCACCCAACCUCUCUAAUGCUCUUGUGGCUGAAUGGAAGCAAGUACCCACAGCAAUGUUCCAACAUAAUAAAACAUAAUAAUUCGAUAUAUCACCCAGCCCAAAUUGUGGGCCUGUUAAAAUGCAUUAAUCGUGACGGAUUUGACGAAUAUCCACUUUUUUAGAUCAGAUUUGUUGGUUGUCCACCAAUCCGGCAUCCUCCUAUCCCCCGUGGUCUGCAUUCCGUUGACCUCUUUAUCGCAACUAUAACAGCUCAUUGUCAGUUUUCCCCUCCCCACUCAGACCACUCCCAGACAGUCCUAGCAAAAUUCUUGCUUGAGGAAUUGCCCUUUGCUUAGAAGUUAUUCUUGACCAUUUUAAAUGAAAACAGCCACAGUAAGGUAUUUAAUUGCUAUGUAGAAAUGAUUUGAUAUUGAGAUAAAAACGGUUACAUUGGACCUUUUUAAAUGACUGAAGCAACUUGGUUUGUCAAACAGUUGGUAUGUGCAUGUUUUAGAGAGAUGUUGACCAACAUUUUCAGAAAGUUCAGUACAUAUGUUUUUGUUCUGCCACAAUGCAAGUCUAUAUUAUGAAAGCCUUACAAACUACAGCUGUAGAUUAACUUGAUGUCCACUGUUAUAUAUUUAAGCUAAGAACUUAGUGUGCCUUUUGUCAUAAUUUAGCCAAAUUCAUCGAAUGCGUUUAUCAAGGAGUGAAAAACUGUGCUAUGAUUCUGCUUGAACACUUUGAGUGAAAUGUUUAUUUAGCAAGGUUUUUAUUGUAACUGCAUUUUCUAAUUUGUUAUUAUAUUUUAGUAGGAUCAUUUUAAAUGUGUGUAUGUACAGUACCAGUCAAAAGUUUGGACAGUUUGCGUGUGUCUCAUUCAAGGGUUUUUCUUUAUUUUUACUAUUUUCUACAUUGUACAAUAAUAAUAAUGAAGACAUCAAAACAAUGAAAUAACACAUUUUUACUGUUAUUUUACUGCUGCGCUUUAACUAUUUCUUUUUUAAAAAGUAUUUACUUAACACUUAUUUUUCUUAACUGCAUUGUUGGUUAAGGUCUUGUAGAGAGAAUGCCAAGCAUGUGCAAAACUGUCAAGGCAAAGGGUGGCUACUUUGAAGAAUCUAAAAUAUAUUUUUAUUUGUUUAACACUUUUUGGUUAAUUCCACAUGUGUUAUGUAGUAUUUCAUUGUUUUCACUAUUAUUCUUCACUAUUAUUUGACAAUGUAGAAAAUAGUAAAUAUAAAGAAACCCUUGAAUGAGUAGGUGUCCAAACUUUUGAUGUGUGUGUGUGUGUGUGUUUGUGUGUGUGUGUGUGUGUGUGUGAACUGAGCAAAAAAAGAAACGUCCCUUUUUCAGGACCCUGUCUUUCAAAGAUAAUUAAUAAACUCCAAAUAACUUCACAGAUCUUCAUUGGAAAGGGUUUAAACACUGUUUCCCAUGCUUUUUUCAAUGACCCAUAAACAAUUAAUGGACAUGCACCUGUGGAACGGUUGUUAAGACACUAACAGCUUACAGACGGUUGGCAAUUAAAGUCACAGUUAUGAAAACUUAGGACACUAAAGAGGCCUUUCUACUGACUCUGAAAAACACCAAAAGAAAGAUGCCCAUGAUCCCUGCUCAUCUGCGUGUACUUGCAUGAGGCAAGGAGGCAUACGGACUGCAGAUGUGGCCAGGGCAAUAAAUUGCCAUGUCCGUACUGUGAGACGCCUUUGACAGUGCUACGGGGAGAUAGGACGGACAGCUGAUCCUCGCAGUGGCACACAACAUGUAACAACACCUGCACAGGAUCGGUACAUCUGAAAAUCACACCUGCAGGACAGGUACAGGAUGGCAACAACAACUGCCCGAGUUACACCAGGAACGCACAAUCCCUCCAUCAGUGCUCAGACUGUCCACAAUAGGCUGAGAGAGGCUGGACUGAGGGCUUGUAGGCCUGUUGUAAGGCAGGUCCUCACCAGACAUCAACAACAUCGCCUAUGGGCACAAACCCACCGUCGCUGGGCCAGAUAGGGCUGGCAAAAAGUACUCUUCACUGACGAGUCGCGGUUCUGUCUCACCAGGGGUGAUGGUCAGAUUUGUGUUUAUUGUCGAAGGAAUGAGCGAGGCCUGUACUCUGGAGCGGGAUCGAUUUGGAGGUGGAGGGUCCGUCAUGGUCUGUGGCGGUGUGUCACAGUGUCAUCGGACUGAGCUUGUUGUCAUUGCAGGCAAUCUCAAAGCUGUGCGUUACAGUGAAGACGUCCUCCUCCCUCAUGUGGUACCCUUCCUGCAGGCUCAUCCUCACAUGACCCUCCAGCAUGACAAUGCCACCAGCCAUACUGUUCGUUCUGUGUGUGAUGUCCUGCUGUGUUCUGCCAUGGCCACCGAAGAGCCCAAAUCUCAAUCCCAUCGAGCACGUCUAGGACCUGUUGGAUCGGAGGGUGAGGGCUAGGACCAUUCCCUCCAGAAAUGUCCGGGAACUUGCAGGUGCCUUGGUGGAAGAGUGGGGUAACAUCUCACAGCACGAACUGUCAAAUCUGGUUCAGUCCAUGAGGAGGAGAUGAACUGCAGUACUUAAUGCAGCUGGUGGCCACACCAGAUACUGACUGUUACUUUUGAUUUUGACACCCCCUUUGUUCAGGGACACAUUAUUCCAUUUCUGUUAGUCACAUGUCUGUGGGACUUGUUCCGUUUGGCUCAGUUGUUGAAUCUUAUGUUCAUACAAAUAUUUACACAUGUUAAGUUUGCUGAAAAUAAAUGCAGUUGAUAGUGAAAGGACUUUUCUUUUCUUGCUGUGUGUGUGUGUGUGUGUGUGUGUGUGUGUGUGUGUGUGUGUGUGUGUGUGUGUGUGUGUGUGUGUGUGUGUGUGUGUGUGUGUGUGUGUGUGUGUGUGUGUGUGUGUGUGUGUGUGUGGUCAUUGAAAGUCUAGAUUUUUCUAGGAUGUAUUAAGCUAUGAAAUAUUUUGAAUGCAAUGCAUAAAGCUUUGGUAAUAUACCCACAAGUGAUAAUUAAUGCAGAUUGUAUUUGAAAUGAUUAUGCACUCAUUAGUGCUUAUGUAUGUAAGCAGGAAACCCUUUGCCCCAAUGUCCUAAGACCAAACCACAUUGAAUUGUUUUAAAAGCAGACCUUAAAUGUCCUUUUAAAUAAGCUUUUAGUUGUAAUAUAUUGAGUGGCCGUUUUUGAAAACGAAUUGUUUACUUCUUUCUCAAUGCAAGGCAUCCGUUUAUCUUAUUGAAUAUAUCUAAUUGGAGGUUAGCCAUAUCAUAAAUCCUGAGAAUGUUGAAAAAUAUUUCAAAUGAUGCUGUAUAUAUUUCAAUAAACCAUCAUGACAUGA
Molecule: messenger RNA, 7340 nt
Organism: Oncorhynchus keta (chum salmon)
Lineage: Eukaryota; Metazoa; Chordata; Actinopteri; Salmoniformes; Salmonidae
Product: diacylglycerol kinase alpha-like
Exons: 23
Coding region: 679-2865 (728 amino acids)
Biological process (GO): diacylglycerol metabolic process; lipid phosphorylation; intracellular signal transduction
Cellular component (GO): plasma membrane
Molecular function (GO): calcium ion binding; ATP-dependent diacylglycerol kinase activity
Source: RefSeq, a predicted model, not a curated record